CCAGCGGAGGCCGCUCCCCGCGGGCACGCCGCCGUUGCCGCGCGACGGAGCGCUUCUGUAGUGCCGGUGGCGGGCGGCAUGAAGGGGCCGCGGUGCCUGUGCGAGAUCUGUACCUGCGGGCGCCAUCGCUGCCCUCAUAAACCCACAAGGAUUUAUGAUAAUGGACAACAGCCAUGUCUCACAACAGAGUAUGUGGAAAAAUAUCCUAAGUAUAGCAACAUAUCUCCUCCCUGGAGCCUUAAGCCGAAACAAGAGUACCAAGUGCAUCGUGGGAAAAUGGAAGGAAUUACAACAUUUAAAUCUGAUUAUUUACCAUAUGAUACUGUGAAGCGACCUUUUCGGGUACAAGAAGAAUAUAAACCAAAGACGGGAGAGAUAGAACUGGGAACCACAUACCAGAAAGAUUAUAAUGCUCAUAAAAUACAACCAGUGACAUUAGUAAGACCUCUAGAGAGAAAACACACUACAGGAGGAAAAUUGGAUACCAUACCAACCUAUCAAGAUGACUAUAGGUCAUGGGAAGUUCAAAGAAGGGAACCUAGUAAGGUGGAGCAUAUAUACCACCCACCUACAGAGAAGUUUGGAAAUUCUACUACGUUUCAAGAUGACUUUGUUCCUAGGGAACUGGUUCCCAGACAAAGUUUUAAACCGCCUUGUGUAGCCAAGCUUUCAGAUGUGCCUUUCAAUGGUGCUACUAGCCAUCGCACUUCUUAUAUUGCUCAUCAACUGGAACCAAAAUUCAUAAGAUCAAAAGAAGAGUACAAGCCAAGCAACCAACCCUUUGAAGAUCUCACAACUCACCGGAAUGAUUUUAAAGGGCUACCUGGUCAACUUGCAAAAAGCUGCAAGCCUGAAAAUACAAAGCUUGGAUCCAAUGCUCAUUUUAAUGGAGUCACUGAAUUCCAGGAUCGUUUUCAGCCAUGGUUGGUCUCCUUGCCUGAGGUCCGCAGAACCAAAGAGUACGUUCCACCCCCAGGCAACAUGGAUUUUAACUCCACAAGCCAUCUUGAUUAUGUUAAGCAUGAGAUUUCUCCUGCUGUCCCCAUAAGACCAGUUUCUAAUGGAAGAAGAACCAAUGUCCCUUUUCAAGGGAAUACGACUACAAAAGAAGACUUUAAAGCUUGGGGCAGCUGUUGGCAAGAGAUUACUAAGAAACAACAGGAAAUUCCAAAACCCACGGGAAAAUUUUAUGAUUUAACUACAUUCAGAUCUCAUUAUAUACCACAUCAGAUCAUUCCAGCUCAAAGUUGCAAACCUGUACAUGCUAUAGUUCCUAAUUCUGCUCCUUUUCAAGAUGAAACUAUGUAUCGCACAGAAUAUACUCCAAAGAAACAAGAGAUCUGUCCAGCAAAUUAUCCAUCUCCUCCAGGUUAUGUUUAUGUAAACACAGAUUCUCAUGGUCACAAAUUCUUCCGCCAGCUUACUCCAGAAUUUUCUGAGUCCAAUAGUAAUCAUAUUCCAAAGGAAGUAGCUGUUGUGUCAUAAUACUUAAAUGCAUUAUUUCAAGCACCCUGGUUGGAAUCCUUGGUUCAUUUUUUUUCUCUAAAUAGCACUGAAAUCUAAUUAAAUAAUACAAAGUCUGUUUUUAAACGCAUUUUAACUAACAGCUUAAAUAAAAUCAAAGCAAAAUGAGAACUAAUACAAGACUAAUAAAGAUUUGCCAAUUUCUGUAGGAAUACUGCAUCUUAAAUGGCAUCUAUUCUUUUUUUGAUCAUGUGUUCUACUUUUCCUGACUUCACAGACUUCAUUAUGCUCUAUCUCAAGCAUAUGUAUUGCACAUUUAACUUUUUCCGAUUUUCUGCAUCUGCAAAUCAAAUUAUUGUGUUUGCAAAAAAAGUAUCUUACGAUCACUUUUUUAUAGUAAGCAAAUAAUGCUAUAAUAAUCUAAAUAAUUAGCUCAUCAGUCCAGUCAUAUCAUCAAUACUUUGACUAAUCUGAUAAGAAGAUUUUUUUCUUUACAUUUUGCUGCCCAAAUCAUAAGAUAGCAUUCCAUGACACCUAGGCAUUUCUAAAACUCUGGUUUUAGCUUUAGUCAUCUUUGAUUUUCCUUCAUUCAGUUCUGAGAAGAUUAUAAAGAUCAUACAGUAAUUUCUGAUAGCAAUUAACAGGAAGUAACCUCGUUCUUUUUCUGCACGUGUACUUGAAAUCACUCAAACAUAAAAGGCAGGUCAAUAGACUCUGUUUCCUAAUUUCCCUGAUAGUGCUUUUUCAGCCUUACUUCCAAAGGAAACAAAGCUGAUGCAAAGCUUUGGGCACACUGACACACUAAGUGUGUGUCCUCCCCACGUGAGUAAUUUUUAAACCCAGCAUGCAUAUUCAAUCAAAUUUCACAUAGAGAUUUCACAGAUGAUUGGGUUUUGAGUGUCAAGGUAGAUGGUGAGGAAGCAGUGAGAAUCAGGCUCAAAAAGUUAACAUCCAUCCACCACAGUUUUUCAUCCUGCUAUCUGAUUUUUAAAGCUAAACAGCCUGUUAUCACUGCCAAAGCUCGCUGCGGAGGCAGUCUGAAGGGGAAAAUGGCAGAAAACUAAAGGCGUAUGUAGAGAUAGCAGAGAAUAGUGUAAACACAGUUAAAAAAUAUCAUCCGAGAUGCAGAAAUCUCUGGACAGCCUGGUUUCAGUCUGCCUUCUCUUCAAAGAAUUACUUGUUGAAAAUACACAUAAAACAAAAUUUUUAUAGAAAUCGUUCGUGCAAUGAUUAUGCUUCUGUGUGAGAUACUCAGUAUUUACUCUAUCUGAUUUGGGGAAAUCUAGAUGAACUGAUUUCAGUCCUAUUAUGGCCAUGAUUUAAGCGAGUCCUAAUAAAUAGUUCUAUGAUUGACCGUAUUACAAUGUAGCACAGUACUCCAGUAUGAUUUUUUUCAGUAUUGCAUAUCUUAUCCGCAUUGGUAUAGGGCAGUCAUUUGGGUUCUGAAUAAUUACAUGCUCAUACGUCAUAAACCAAAUCACCAACAAAAGGACUAAGAUCAGUGACAGAAACAUGUUGAAAACAGGAACCAGAUCAUAUGCAAGGAAGAAAGCUGAACGGAGUAUGUCAGCUGUGCAUAAAAGCAUUGCAUGAGAAAGCACCAGACAUUAUUAGAGCACCGGUUACUUUAAGGUAAUUUUUGUCUUUGUACUGUGUUUUUGUGCUAUGACUUACUCUGUUAAUGAAACAACAAUCCAAUUAAACUUUUGUCUCUGAAGA
Molecule: messenger RNA, 3183 nt
Organism: Tyto alba (common barn owl)
Lineage: Eukaryota; Metazoa; Chordata; Aves; Strigiformes; Tytonidae
Gene: SAXO2
Product: stabilizer of axonemal microtubules 2
Exons: 4
Coding region: 79-1485 (468 amino acids)
Biological process (GO): microtubule anchoring
Cellular component (GO): cytoskeleton; centriole; ciliary basal body
Molecular function (GO): microtubule binding
Source: RefSeq, a predicted model, not a curated record